CUGCCGAAAAAAUUUUUUUCAUCAGUACCGGCUCGGAAACCAUGGAGCUACCUGUGAAAAACGUGUCCACUUGUGAGUUGCGUGCAGUUAUUCGCUUUUUAACUGCAAAAGGGCUUAAUGGCAACGAAAUUCACACUGAAUUAGUGCAUAUUUAUGGUGACAAAUGCAUGAGUGUGCAAAUGGUGCGUCGGUGGCGUACAUAUUUUCUCGAGGGACGCGGAGAAGUUCAUGAUGAGCAGCGUGCAGGCAGGCCAAAAACCGCCAUUACAGAUGACGCAGUCGCAGCAGUCGAAAAAAUCAUUUUGGCGGAUAGGCGCUUUACAAUUGACAGAAUUUUGGACUCAAUGCCUCCUGAAAUCGAUAUUUGUCGAACUUCAAUCCACACAAUCAUAACAGAUCAUCUUCGUUACCGUAAAGUUUGUGCGAGGGUAUAUCCACACAAAUUUGUAUAGCCGCAUAAACGUAUGCAUAAAGAAAAUUAUCCAAUCGCAUUUCUUCUAUAAAGACGC
Molecule: messenger RNA, 509 nt
Organism: Trachymyrmex septentrionalis
Lineage: Eukaryota; Metazoa; Arthropoda; Insecta; Hymenoptera; Formicidae
Exons: 2
Coding region: 42-452 (136 amino acids)
Source: RefSeq, a predicted model, not a curated record